ACCUGCUUCCCUUCUCCGGCUCACAUUCCUCCGCCCCAGUCCCGUUGCGCGGCCUCCGCUGGCAGCCGAGGCCCUAGUCUCCCGCUCCAACUAUUCCAACUAUCCUGGGAAGGGUGGGGCGCUCGGCUCUUGGGUCCCCCUCGGUUGCCCCCCUUCCCCACCACCGGUCUCCCCUUCUGCCCCGGUCCCUCCCUUUCUGGGGUGGGGCCAGCCAAUGGGCGAUGAGACUCCGGGGUUUGGCCCGGGAGCGGGGGAGCUCACCGAUUCCCCGCCCCACAGUUCUGGCCACCGUCCCGGUGCGCACGGACGUGGCUCGAGUUUCCUCGGCUCUCUGCUCUUUCUCGCUCCCCCCCCUCCCGCUUUUCCUCCUCUCCUGGGCUUCAGCUCCAGCUCCACCAGGCCGGCCCCGCACGGCUCCGGCUAGCCAUGGAGGACACCCAGCUCCAUAUCAUCGAGCAGCCGCUUCCCGGGUACCCCGAUGUCGGGGACUCGGGGUCCUCCCCCAUGGGGGCGCCAGCGGCGGAGGAGCCGUCAGGGGCCGGCUCCGAGGAGCUGAUCAAGUCGGACCAGGUGAACGGCGUGCUGGUGCUGAGCCUUCUGGACAAAAUCAUCGGCGCCGUCGACCAGAUCCAGCUGACCCAAGCCCAGCUGGAGGAACGGCAGGCGGAGAUGGAGGGUGCCGUGCAGAGCAUCCAGGGCGAGCUGAGCAAGCUGGGCAAGGCACACGCCACCACCAGCAACACCGUGAGCAAGUUGCUGGAGAAGGUGCGCAAGGUCAGCGUCAACGUGAAGACAGUGCGCGGCAGCCUGGAGCGCCAGGCCGGCCAGAUCAAGAAGCUGGAGGUCAACGAGGCUGAGCUGCUGAGGCGCCGCAACUUUAAAGUCAUGAUCUACCAGGACGAAGUGAAACUGCCAGCCAAAGUGAGCAUCGGCAAGUCGCUGAAAGAGGCGGAGGCGCUGCCCGAGAAGGAGGGCGACGAGCUGGGCGAGGGCGAGCGGCCGGAGGAGGACGCGGCCGCGCUCGAGCUGUCGUCCGACGAGGCGGUGGAGGUGGAGGAGGUCAUCGAGGAGUCGCGCGCCGAGCGCAUCAAGCGCAGCGGCCUGCGGCGCGUGGACGACUUCAAGAAGGCCUUCUCCAAGGAGAAGAUGGAGAAGACCAAGGUGCGCACCCGCGAAAACCUGGAGAAGACCCGCCUCAAGACCAAGGAGAACCUGGAGAAGACGCGGCACACGCUCGAGAAGCGCAUGAACAAGCUGGGCACGCGCCUCGUCCCCGCCGAGCGGCGCGAGAAGCUCAAGACGUCGCGAGACAAGCUGCGCAAGUCCUUCACGCCCGACCACGUGGUCUACGCGCGCUCCAAGACGGCGGUCUACAAGGUGCCGCCCUUCACCUUCCACGUCAAGAAGAUCCGCGAGGGCGAGGUGGAGGUGCUGAAGGCUACCGAGAUGGUGGAGGUGGGCGCCGACGACGACGAGGGCGGCGCGGAGCGCGGCGAGGCGGCCGACCUGCUGCGCGGGAGCAGCCCUGACGUGCACACGCUGCUGGAGAUCACUGAGGAGUCGGACGCCGUGCUGGUGGACAAGAGCGACAGCGACUGAGCGGACGCGAGGCUCUGCCCGGGAGGCCGCGCCACCCCGCCCCGCCUCUCACUGCCCCCUCCCCGUGCCCUACCCUCUGGAACUUUCUCUUUCGCAUUCUCUCUCGGCACCACGCGGGCUGAGAUGUUUCUAAAUUGACAACACCGCCCCUCAAGGAGCACCCCUCCAAGUCUUACAGCUGUUAA
Messenger RNA from Odobenus rosmarus divergens (Pacific walrus), 1784 nucleotides. It is a transcript of the gene CAVIN1, whose product is annotated as polymerase I and transcript release factor. The transcript has 2 exons. Bases 427 to 1599 code for a protein of 390 amino acids. Gene Ontology annotation, cellular component: caveola; cytoplasm. Lineage: Eukaryota; Metazoa; Chordata; Mammalia; Carnivora; Odobenidae. Gene Ontology annotation, molecular function: rRNA primary transcript binding. Gene Ontology annotation, biological process: transcription initiation at RNA polymerase I promoter; termination of RNA polymerase I transcription. The record is from RefSeq and is a predicted model, not a curated record.